Quercus lobata is the source of this 1940-nucleotide messenger RNA. RefSeq lists its product as uncharacterized. The transcript is spliced from 2 exons. NCBI's taxonomy places the organism in Eukaryota, Viridiplantae, Streptophyta, Magnoliopsida, Fagales, Fagaceae. The record is from RefSeq and is a predicted model, not a curated record. Bases 975 to 1940 code for a protein of 321 amino acids.
CCUCUUCGUCCUCUACAGAUGAGGAUGUGGAGAUAGUUGAAAUAGAGGGUUCUGAUGACGAUGGGAAUCAGGCACUGGAGUCCGUUGUAGGUGCUGAUGGACUGAGGAAGUUCAUCAUGUUGCCGGAGUGGACAUUCCAUAAGUUCACAUCCGUCAUCAGGGAGAAACAUUUCAGCACAUUUAGAACAAACUUCCAAAUACCGGACUACAUUUCCAUCCGUCUUCCUUAUGUGUCAGAGAAGUGUUACUAUGAAGGGGUAGACGGUGUUGGAAUAUAUGAGCAGGCGUUGAAGGCAGGACUUCGGUUCCCGCUCUCAACACUUCAUAGGGAACUUUUGCACUACCUAGGGUUGUCCGUCACACAGAUAUCUCCUAACGCCUGGAGAGUCUUCAUAGCCAUGGAGAUUCUCUAUGGUGCAUGGUCGGACGGAGAGAGGAGACUGACGGUCCGUGAAUUUCUUCACUGCUACCGUCCAGACGAGAUUUCUGGGUCAAGGGGGAUGUAUAGUUUUGCUAGUCGGAGCCCCUUGUUGAAGGUGAUCUUUGAGACCCCAGACUCAAAUAGAGACUGGAAGAGUCGCUACUUCUUCCUGGAGGGUAACAGAUGGAUGAACCAUCCAGGGGAGACGGAGUACCUACCCGUUGACACAACCUGGGCGGUGAUAAAUCAACUGCGUAUGCACCCGUCCUAGCUUGCUUCUGUUUUUCAUAUCCGUCUAUGUGUAUAUUCUGACCGUCUUUCUCUGUAGGUAGACGGCGCCCGCAAGUUAGCCUUGAGGAAUUCAGUUUCCUUGAAGAGAUUUGCAGGAAAACUAAGCCGGAGGAAAGGACUUGGGCCAAGUUAGUGAACCCAAGAACAAUACAUUGGUAUUGUGACGGUCCAGAACCCACUCGCGAGGCCCUUGCAUACGACGAAAGAAUACACAAACGUAAGUCCGUCAACUCUUACUCUUGAAUUUAGCAUUUAACGAAGGAUGAUCUUAAUCCGUCCUGUAUUUGUAGAAAUGGACGACGCUAAGAGAAGGGCAAUGAUAAAAUCACUAGCCGUCGAGCAAAAGAAGACGGGUGAAGUUGUCAUUCCUAAGGUGCCGGGGUCGUCGGCUAAGAGGAAGCAGCCGCCAAAGUCUGACCGUCCAUACAAGCAACCGAAAGUUUCAUUGGAGCCCGUGGUGGGCUUGAUGGCUGAGGGCGUUAAGACCGUCACCCAAGCCAAACAUGGAACCGGCAAGGGCCUAAUGCGUGCCCCUCCCGUCAACGAGGAGAAACCUCCUUCCCUUCUCCGUGACGAUUCGAAGUAUGCCUUGGAGAAACUCAAGUCAAUAAUUUCGGCAGAGGACUACGAGGAUCUGGGGAAUCAUUCGACGGAAGCAAUGGGGGAGACGGGUUUAUUCGCCGUUGGGCAGUCCUUGGUCAUGAUGAAGGGCUUGAUGGAUCGCUGCCUCAACCGUGAAGCGGCUCUUGAACGUAUACGGACAAAGGCUGAGCGGACGGAGGAGGAGCUUAGUCAACUGUACAAGUGGAAGUCCACAAUGGAGCAGAAGUUUGAACUGUCUGAGCAGACCAGAAAAGAGUUCGAACAGAGGACGGAAGAAGCUGGGAAGGCCUUGAAGGGUAAAGACGAGGAGGUGAAAGAGUUAAAGAAGAAACUCCGUCAAGCCGGAGAGGAUGCCGUCACCGAGUAUCGCAACUCUUUGGAUUUAUUGAAGGAGCUGGGGGGUUCGUUCCUUCAAGGCUUUGACGAUGCCCUCCGUCAGAUAAAGAAGACCUACCCGGAUCUUGACGUGUCCAUGAUAACCGUCAAUGACCAAGAUCAGACAUCCGCUCUGCCCGUCGCUUCAGAAAACACGGAAGACCUGUUUGGUGAAGAUGCUGUUCAGGGCGAAGGAGAGUCUGCUCCGUCGAAGGACGUUCCAGCUGAAGAGCCGAAAAAAGUAGAUUAA